AUGUCUCUCACCCCCUUGCUAUGCUACAACCUUCUCCUUUGUGGCCAUUUCUGCCCCCAACCAAGCCACUCAUCCCGCCCAUGCCCGCCAUGUCUCCUCCCUUGCCUCCAGUCGUGCCCGCACCGCACCUGUCGCAACCCGUGUUCCUCUCCGUGCCCCCCCUGCUACUAUCCCUGCAGCAGCCAUUGCCUGCACUUCGGCCCAUGCCCCUUUUUCUGCGCCGCGCCCUGCGCCGCCUCGUUCUGCAACAGCAGAUGCCAGCAAAUCCUUCCGUGCGGCCAUCGCUGUCCGUCCCUCUGCGGACACCCUUGUCCACCCGUCGAGUAUUGCCAAACCUGCGCCCUCCCCAAACACCAAAACACCAUUGUUGACAUUACCACCCUCGUGCCCUACGGCGCGCACGAAUUUCUCGAUCAAAAUCCUAUCCUCCUUCUCCAAUGCUCGCACUUUUUCACCGUCACCUCUAUAGACGGUCUCUUUCAGGUGUCACGCGGUCUCGAGCACUCGAAUAUCUACCCGCCUUCCUGCCCUACGUGUAGACAGCCUAUACGCGACCUGCCAAGAUACCUUCCUUUGCAGAAGGUCAACGACCUUCGCUUGCUGGAACGCAAGCAUCAACUUGACAUGAUGCACAAGUGCACUGAACUAGUGAAGAAAGCAGAGGAACUGGAAGCAAUUUUCAAGGGUUCCCUCAUGUGCGGCGUCGUCGGCUUGUUCUGUAGAAAACAGCGUGCCGUCGUUGUACGCGCAAGGGCUGCAUAUAGUCGCACUUUUCUCGAUCUCCGCGCCAUAUUCAAUAAGGCCACUUCCGGUCCCAUGAUCACCGUCAAUAACUCACUUCCAAGCGUGGCAAAAUUGACCUGGGCUGAGCAACGCACACAUGUGUAUCGUACACCCACACUACUGCACAUCGCACGGUCAUGCCUGCCGUUUGUUCGAGAGGUGUCAAUUACAGACCUGGCAUACAGUUUGAUGCGCGAUGUUCUGUUGGAAGCUAUCCGUUUGACAGACGAAGACUCGUCGUACCGGUCGGGAGCCGUGGCGCGGCUCCUCUUGGUAGGCGGCUUUCUACACGAAACUAGACCCGUGGGAAGGAAUUGGGUAUAUUGGUGGGAAGCGGAGGCGGAGGCAUUGCAGUGUUGCGAUUGGGUGAUCAACGCAACAUCAGCAGGCGUUGUUGGCUAUCUCAAGUCGGAGGCACGCCGGCUUAAGGGAGCCAUUGAUAAGCGGGAAAGGAUGCAUGUGCAGGUAGCAGCGACGCGUGGCCCUCAAGCGAAUGGGGUUUGGCAUCGGUGUUUUCGAGGACACCAGUACUUGGUCAGCGGCUGCGGCAAUGCAACGGAGGCCGGGUUAUGCUUGGAGUGUGGGCUACGGAUUGGAAGGAGGUUUGGAAGGAGGUAG
Messenger RNA from Chondrus crispus (carragheen), 1401 nucleotides. RefSeq lists its product as hypothetical. The transcript has a single exon. Bases 1 to 1401 code for a protein of 466 amino acids. The record is from RefSeq and is a predicted model, not a curated record. NCBI's taxonomy places the organism in Eukaryota, Rhodophyta, Florideophyceae, Gigartinales, Gigartinaceae.